Messenger RNA from Adineta ricciae, 1554 nucleotides. The record is from the annotation of a GenBank genome assembly. NCBI's taxonomy places the organism in Eukaryota, Metazoa, Rotifera, Eurotatoria, Adinetida, Adinetidae.
AUGAUACGUCCCGAUCACUUUGCUGUAUGCAAUGCUGUGGGUGCUGCUCUAUGUUCAGUAAGUGGAACUCUUGAUCUCAUUACAGAUCUUGUUCCAACAUCUGUGGACGGAGGCACACAGCGUAAAGCUGAACUUGAUCGAUUAGUUCUGCAAGUUCAGGAACAAUGUGAGCAUAAUGGAGCUCGAAAAACAACAAUUCAGUUGUCAGAACUAGAAUUGAUCCCAUUAUCUUACCAUUCAGGUGGCUAUAAACAUCGAGUUCAAUUAACGGCAAUCGGACAAUUAGAUUUAAGCAAAUUUAAGCAAAAUGAGCAGAGGAAAUCAACGGAAGGACCUUCGUUCGAUAUUAUAAAGGAAUUGCCAAUGAAUAUCAAACCGCCUGUACACGUUGAUUAUACAAAGAAACAGCCAGUCUUCGAUGAGAAAGGUGUUUGGUGUAUUGAUCCGAUUGAUAUUGAAUACAUUGCUUAUGGCGCAGGAAUUCUUGGUUGUGGAGGUGGUGGAGAAGUCUACCAUUCGAAACUAUGGUGCCUUGAUAUCCUUCAACAAGGAAAACAUAAGAUGUAUGUAGUACCGCCUUCAUACUACGAGUCUUCAUCGGAUUUAGUUGUUUCUGUUGGUUUCAUGGGUGUACCGACUGUUUCUCAUGAAUUGUUGUCUAGUGGACUGGAAUGUGCUACUGCUGUGGAUGCGCUCGAAAAGCAUCUGUCGACAAAAUUUGCUGGUAUUUUUAGUGGAGAAAUUGGUGGUGCCAAUGGUCUCAUGGGUUUGAUUGUCGCAGCAAAUAAGGAUUUAUAUUGUAUUGAUGCUGACGGAAUUGGCAGAGCUUUUCCAUGUUUAACCCAUUUAUUAGCUUUUAUCGAAGGUUGUUGUCCAACACCUGCUAGCUUAUGUGACAUACAUGGUGAUACAAUCAUGUGCACUGAAGAUCUGGUAUCUACCCCGAAAGAAUUAGAAGAUAUGUUUCGAAUAGAAUGCACUAAACGUGGUCUAAUCGUUGGUGUUUGUUUACCACCAAUAAAUGGUGAGCAAUUGCGGAAAUAUUCUUCAGCUCAUAGCGUCUCUCGUGCAUGGUUUCUCGGUCAAGCAAAAUUCAAUCAUAGUAAGAAUGCUGUUCAAGCGGUCGCACGUGCUGGACACGGCCGUGUACUUGUUUCCGAUGGUAAAAUUAUCAACGUGGAACGAAAUACUUCCGAUGGCUUUGUUCGCGGCCAUGUGACGAUCGAAAUGCAAAAGGGAAAUCUCAUAAUUGAUUUUCAAAAUGAAAAUCUCGUUGCACGGCUUGAGAACGGAGAUGUUCUCGCCAGUGUACCUGAUCUAAUCACACUUGUUGAACAAGACACGGCCGAACCGCUUUCCACUGAAACAAUCAAAUAUGGUUAUCGUGUUUCCGUACUUGUCCUACCCGCGCCAAAACUUCUAACAGCACCACAUGUACUGGAACAUAUUGGUACCAAAGCGUUCGGUUAUGAAUUUUCAAAUUAUGAAUAUGUGCCAUCGUAUGCACCAAUACAAUCGGUUUGGGACGUUUUCUAUAACAAAACUAUUAAAUGA